Molecule: messenger RNA, 1230 nt
Organism: Phycomyces blakesleeanus NRRL 1555(-)
Lineage: Eukaryota; Fungi; Mucoromycota; Mucoromycetes; Mucorales; Phycomycetaceae
Exons: 3
Molecular function (GO): GTPase binding
Source: RefSeq, a predicted model, not a curated record
UACAAACCCAAAUUUGUUCAAACAACCUUUGAAAGCAACAACAGAAACAACACCAAUGAUGAUACAUCAGAUACAUCAGAUACAUCGGAUACAUAUGACUCGGACCUUGGUUCUUGUACAAAUAGUGAAGAUGAAGACCUUUCGAUGUGUGAAGCAAUCUGGGAAUCAGUCCAUCGAUUCAAAUGGGACGUCUGCUUACCUGACCAGAUGUUUGUGUUUGCCGAAAACGAUAUGGAGACCAUCCUGAAUACAGCGAUCAUUGGCUUCAAGCAACCCAAAUCUCAUCUAGAAAUCUGGGUGCCUGCAAACAUUGUUUUCCUCAGUGCUAGAUAUGCACAUUAUGUAUCGACUGCAGAAUUGCUAAAGACCUUUCUCAGAGCAUCCGUAGCCAAAAUAGCCAUGGUUGUAAAGGUAAGAAAGAUAGAUAUCCACAUGCUGGUGUUUUGGAUUUCCAAUCUAUCACAGCUACUAUUUUAUCUCAAAAAGGAUUUUGGAUUGGUGGUUGCGACUGCAGAACACCAACUUGCCAUUGCCGAGCUGAUUUCCGAAACCUACACACUCUUGGUCAAAGACUCUGAGCAGCGACUGGACAAGAUCCUAGAGCCUGCAAUGUUGGAGUACGAGCAGAUAACCGGGCUUGAGCCGGUUGAUUUUGCAGAUGACUGGUCUCGCUACUUCCGCAGAUCACGCACACGCAAGCCUACUACAAAUAACCUACUACAGACACAACAAUAUCUGCCUCAUACAUUGACCCCAAAUUCAAUCACAUCCAUGCUCACAUCCAUCUUGCAUGUAUUUCGAUCAUACGAAGUCCAUCCGCUCAUCACUGCCCAGGCAACCGCCCAGUUUUUCCAUUUCUUUGCAUGUGAGAUGUUCAACCGGAUCCUGAUGAACAAGAAAUAUGUCUGCCGGUCCAAGGCUCUCCAGAUCCGAAUGAAUCUGUCGGUUGUGGAGGAGUGGGUGCACGACAACGGGUUCCAUGGCGCGGUCGGUCCGUUCUUUGGGCCACUGAUCCAGCUGCUCCAGCUUUUGCAGUGUGUAUCUCAGCUGGAUGACCUUGAGCUGUUUGUCAAGACUACAAAGGCCUUUGACCUUCUGAAUCCGCUCCAAAUCAAAAGGUGUGUGCUGCAGUACCGCUAUGAAGUAUCCGAGACACGUUUACCGGACGAGAUUGAAAAGUACGCUAUGCAGAUUGCGCAAGAUACGGUGCGAUCUGUUUAUCAAAAGUCA